AUGAAGACCCUGGCGCGCCAUGGUCUGGCAGUGUGUUUAGCGCUCACCACCAUGUGCACCAGCUUGUUGCUCGUGUACAGCAGCCUCGGAGGCCAGAAGGAGCGGCCCCCGCAGCAGCAGGCAGCGGCGACCCUCAGCUCGCGGCGCCCGGCGGAGAGCAGCCCCCCGCCGCGCCCGGAGACCCCCGCGGGACCGCGGCCGCUGGACGGAUACCUCGGCGUGGUGGACCACAAGCCCCUGAAAAUGCACUGCAGGGACUGCGCCCUGGUGACGAGCUCGGGGCAGCUGCUGCGCAGCCGGCAAGGCGCCCAGAUUGACCAGACAGAAUGUGUCAUCCGCAUGAACGACGCCCCCACGCGUGGCUACGGGCGCGACGUGGGCAACCGCACCAGCCUGCGGGUCAUCGCGCAUUCCAGCAUCCAGCGGAUCCUGCGCAACCGCCACGACCUGCUCAACGUCAGCCAGGGCACCGUGUUCAUCUUCUGGGGCCCCAGCAGCUACAUGCGUCGCGACGGCAAGGGCCAGGUCUACAACAACCUGCAGCUGCUGAGCCGGGUGCUGCCGCGGCUGAAGGCCUUCAUGAUCACGCGCCACAAGAUGCUGCAGUUCGACGAGAUCUUCAAGCGCGAGACCGGCAAAGACAGGAAGAUCUCCAACACUUGGCUGAGCACUGGCUGGUUCACCAUGACGAUAGCCCUGGAGCUCUGUGACAGGAUCAACGUUUAUGGCAUGGUGCCCCCCGACUUCUGCAGGGAUCCCAACCACCUUUCAGUACCUUAUCACUAUUAUGAACCUUUUGGACCUGAUGAAUGUACAAUGUACCUAUCUCAUGAGCGAGGACGGAAGGGUAGUCAUCACCGCUUUAUCACAGAGAAACGAGUCUUUAAGAACUGGGCACGAACAUUCAAUAUUCACUUUUUUCAACCAGACUGGAAACCAGAAUCUCUUGCUAUAAGUCAUCCUGAGAAUAAACCUGUGUUCUGAGGAA
Messenger RNA from Dama dama (fallow deer), 988 nucleotides. It is a transcript of the gene ST6GALNAC5, whose product is annotated as ST6 N-acetylgalactosaminide alpha-2,6-sialyltransferase 5. NCBI's taxonomy places the organism in Eukaryota, Metazoa, Chordata, Mammalia, Artiodactyla, Cervidae. Gene Ontology annotation, molecular function: alpha-N-acetylgalactosaminide alpha-2,6-sialyltransferase activity. The record is from RefSeq and is a predicted model, not a curated record. Bases 1 to 984 code for a protein of 327 amino acids. Gene Ontology annotation, biological process: oligosaccharide metabolic process; ganglioside biosynthetic process. The transcript has 5 exons.